Molecule: messenger RNA, 397 nt
Organism: Teleopsis dalmanni
Lineage: Eukaryota; Metazoa; Arthropoda; Insecta; Diptera; Diopsidae
Product: V-type proton ATPase subunit E-like
Exons: 2
Coding region: 26-325 (99 amino acids)
Biological process (GO): proton transmembrane transport
Cellular component (GO): proton-transporting two-sector ATPase complex, catalytic domain
Molecular function (GO): proton-transporting ATPase activity, rotational mechanism
Source: RefSeq, a predicted model, not a curated record
AAUUGUACAAGCAUUGUAUCAGGUUAUGGAGCCACAAGUUCUUUUACGCUGCCGUGAAGAUGAUUUAGAUUUAAUUAAAGAGGUACUACCCCAUGCAACUCAACAAUAUACCGAAAACAUCAAACAAGAUGUUAAUAUCACAGUGGCUACUGACAAUUAUUUGCCGGCAGAUACAUGUGGCGGUGUUGAAUUAAUUGCUUUAAAUGGUCGCGUCAAGGUACCUAAUACACUGGAGUCCAGACUGGACCUCAUUUCACAACAACUUGUGCCAGAAAUCCGUAAUGCAUUGUUUGGACGCAACACCAAUCGUAAAUUCACCGAUUAAAUAAUUAAUUUUCAAAAAAGCAUCCUAAAUAAAACAAUAAACUAAAUAAAAUUUUUCAAAAUUGGUAUAAUA